AUGAAGGACUGCAACGUAGCUACUCAGACACGCCGUGCACGUACAUUCUGGCAGAAGUUUCCGGAGAAAGAGGCUUUGAAUCAAUACUGGUACUCAGUGGAUACUGUCGCUACGCUUGCCAAGGAAGCCAUCGUAGAGACACCGGAAAGUGGCCGCAUUGCCUUUUUGUCGACUCCGAGUGUCUACUUUGCGGUACAGUCACAGCAGAACGACGACUCAAACCAACGCGAAUGUUUUCUGUUUGACUUCGACUCCAAAUUCGCAUCCGAAGGAGAACAUUUUGUCCCUUUCGACUUUAACAAACCCAAGGAGAUCCCAACGAAGCUGGUCAACUCCUUCGAUUUCGUCAUAGUCGACCCUCCUUUCAUCACUAGGGAAGUUUGGGAGCUCUAUGCGAAAGCUGUCAAGCUACUACUGCGUUCGAAGGACAGUAAAAUUCUCCUCACCACCAUAGAAGAGAACGCGACUAUGAUAUACGAAUUACUAGGAUGCCGCUCGCAAACGUUCAAACCGUCCAUUCCGCACUUGGUUUACCAGUACGCACUCUUCACAAACUAUGGAUCGCCAGCACUUGACUCUGUCAACCCCGAGAUCGACUACGACUAGCAUUUGCCAUAGCUACAUGCACUACCGAUUGUCAAAGAAAUAACACGAAUAGUUCUUCAAUA
Molecule: messenger RNA, 668 nt
Organism: Phytophthora nicotianae INRA-310
Lineage: Eukaryota; Oomycota; Peronosporomycetes; Peronosporales; Peronosporaceae
Exons: 4
Coding region: 1-606 (201 amino acids)
Biological process (GO): methylation
Molecular function (GO): nucleic acid binding; protein-lysine N-methyltransferase activity
Source: RefSeq, a predicted model, not a curated record